AUGUCUGCCGUUGAAGAGAGACAAACAGAGAAGAGAGCCCUUGAUAAGGGAGAUGAGAACGACGACGUCGUGCCAACCAAGGAGGCCAGAAUCGAGAAUGGAAAGACCGAGGAGGAGCCAGCUGAAAAGGUCACCAAAGAUGCUGAAGGAGAGGAGGAAGGAGAUGAUGAGGAUGCUGAUGAUGAGGAAGACGAGGUAAAUGAUGAGGAUUCGUCGGAAGGAGAAGGUGAAGGAUCUGAUGCUGGAGAAGGAGAAGAAGGAUCUGGUGAUGAUGAGGAUGGAGAGGAAGCUGAAGGAGGCGAGGAGAGCGAUUAAGCAAUACAUCGAAUACCUCUUCAACUAUCAAUCAUUCAAAAAAAUCUUUAAAAUUCAAAUCUCUAAAAUAUUAUUUUGGGGAUAGAUCUCAAUUCCUCAAGUUUGUCUCCUUAUUUAUCCAAACCUCCAUUCUUUUUUUGGUCGAAUUUGUUCGAUGGGAACUAAAGUUCUAAACAUCUGUCACAAAAUCAAUUACUCCCAAAAAACCUCUUCAUUUUUCUUUUAAUUGUUGAACAUCCUAUGUACCUGUUUCUUGAAAGAAAUUGUUCGUUCUCCUUCCCGUUUUGGUGUCUGCCACCCUAAUUUUUUAACUGUUUUUGAGCCUUCUUCCCUGAUCCUCUCCAUCUCUUUUUCAUUUAUCUUUCUCUAUGAUAGUUUUUGAAAAGAGUAGUCUGUGAAAAGGCCUUAAAUUAUUUUUUUUUCUUAUUUUCUCAUCCAUUUUCUCACAUUGUAUUUUAUUUUUAAAUGCUGAUUCGGUUGUACUACCUUUUCUUCAUUACAAAAAAGUCAAUAAAAAUUUGAAGAAAAGU
This is a messenger RNA of Caenorhabditis elegans, 845 nucleotides long. RefSeq names its product Prothymosin alpha (gene T24B8.3). NCBI's taxonomy places the organism in Eukaryota, Metazoa, Nematoda, Chromadorea, Rhabditida, Rhabditidae. Bases 1 to 315 code for a protein of 104 amino acids. The transcript is spliced from 3 exons. The record is from RefSeq and is marked reviewed.